Synchiropus splendidus (mandarinfish) is the source of this 3979-nucleotide messenger RNA. RefSeq names its product HGH1 homolog (S. cerevisiae) (gene hgh1). Lineage: Eukaryota; Metazoa; Chordata; Actinopteri; Syngnathiformes; Callionymidae. The transcript has 10 exons. The coding region runs from base 127 to 1266 and encodes 379 amino acids. The record is from RefSeq and is a predicted model, not a curated record.
AGGCGGAGCUACCAGUUCCUGUUGCAAUAUUCACGUGUGCUGAGACUUGAACAGUCUAAAAAAACAUUAUAAAGUACGCAAUUGAAGGGCGUUAUGAAAGACUGUUUGCCAUAGGUGAAAGCAAAGAUGCUGAGUGAUUCUGAGGCUGCUGAGCUUCUCUCCUUCCUGACCACUGACACAAGACCUGAUGUCAAAGGUCAUGCCACGGAAUACUUACUUGGAGUAUCCGGCAGCAGAGAUGGCUGCCGUUUUCUCCGCACCAAACCAGAGCUUCUUGUUGCCCUCUUUGCAUUGACAUCAGAUCCCUCUAUCGCCAUUGUCAAGGACUGCUUCCUCACCUUCAUCAACCUGUCUGCGGACGAGACUCUACACAAGGUUCUUUUGUCUGAUGUCAAAGUUCUACCAACAUGUCUGAAGAACCUGGUCGAUCCGAAGUAUAUUUUUGCAGAUCAGAUAUGUACCAUGCUGUCCAACCUAACUCGCCAUGUAAACACUUGCCGGACUGUGUUCAAGGAGCUGCAGGAGCGAGGGGGUCUGGCUCAGCUUGUGGAACUUCUAUGCACCGAAGGCUACAACAAGAAAGCUAAUUUCCACUACAUAGGUCCUCUUCUGUCCAACCUCACUCAACUGCCUGAGGCAAGAACUUACCUGAUGGACAAGGAGAGGUGUGUCAUCCAGCGGUUGCUGCCCUUCACCCAAUUCCAGGAUUCAGUGGUGAGACGUGGAGGGGUCAUAGGAACGCUACGCAACUGUUGCUUUGACCAUGCUCAUCAUGAGUGGCUGCUAAGUGACUCGGUGGACAUCCUGACAUUUCUCCUGCUCCCUCUGGCUGGUCCUGAGGAGCUCAGCGAGGAGGAGAAUGAAGGUCUUCCAGUGGACCUCCAGUACCUCCCUGAGGACAAGAAGCGAGAAGAAGACCCUGAUAUCAGGAAGAUGCUGCUGGAGACGCUUCUGCUGCUGACUGCCACCAAAGUUGGACGACAGACCCUGAAAGAGAAGAAUGUUUAUCCCAUAAUGCGGGAGUUCCACCACUGGGAGAAGGAUGCCCACGUUGUUGCUGCCUGUGAAAAAGUCGUGCAGGUGCUGAUAGGUGACGAACCAGAACAAGGGAUGGAAAACCUGAUGGAGGUGGACAUUCCCCCAGACGUGGAGGUAAAACUAAACGAAGCAUACCUUAAAGAACAGCAGGACCUUGAGAAACAAGAAGAGGAGCUGAGGAAGGAGCAGAGCAGCGAGCCAGAGGAGAAGAAACCCAGAGUAGACUGAUGGAGAGGAGAAGGAAACCUUGUGAACUUCACACACAAAUUCUGGGAUAGUGUCACAGAUACAAAUAUCAAAACUACAUGUACCUUUUCAUUCAUUUAUUGUGCAUCUUAAACACACACAAACACGCAUUCAUCUGCACAUACUCCUAUGGACAAUUUAGAGUCAUCAAUUAACCUCUGUUUUUGGACUGUGGGAGGAAAACAUCACAAGCAUCAUUCAUAUAGCCCAUGGAAAGGACCAUCGCUCACUGAAGCUGGUGAUUUUCUCGCUGUCGGUCCUCAUGAAUGUGUAAAUUCACAAUGUGUUUCAAUGUUCUGUAGUGCAGCUUGUCACCUGAUCCCACCUGGGUCUCAGAACGGUGGCUGAGGACUGAGUGAUCAAGCCAAGAUAGGUUUUCUUUUGAGGAUGGCAGGUUCGAAGUAUUCUGUAGUCUGACUCUGGUACGUUUGACGAGGAACAAUUAACAGUGUUGACAGGCUGGAAAUGUCAUUGCCAGGUAAGAAAAUGUGUAUUGCUAUGGUUGGCCACUGAGGGGCGCCCAACACCCAAACGUGUACUGUGGCGUUGCUCCAAACUUGCUGAGCUGAAUAAUUGUCGGUGAGGUUCUCAACUGAAAAAUAAACGGCUAUAUUUGAAUACGCAAGUAUUGAGUAUUUCCACAUUCAAAACAAAGUGUCCUCGACAAUGUGAGGAUGAUGUCAGCGAAUGUGAGAUUUUGCCAUAUCUGUGCAACAGGGUUGUCAGUGCGAGGUAGACCAAAUAAAACAGGAAGUGUUCUCAAGUGAGUUUCUUCUUUACAAGACUUCAUCAUUUUGGAUUUGUACUUCUGCAUAGUUUGUGAUCAAAGUGUAAUUUGAAGUUUUUUUCCUGGUUGUGCGUGUUGUUUGUGCCUGAUGUCUUUUUCCGUUUGCCUGCCUCGAUUCAAGGUCAUGUCCAGAAUAUAAAUACAAAAGUCUGUGGGACUGAGGACAUAUGUGUCUUUGGUCUACUGAUAACCUGUAACUUGUUUGGUCCCCAGUGAGUGCGGUGAAAGUACUAAGUUCUCAGACUCCACCUCAGGUUAGCUGGCAAAUACACAAUGUAGUGUUCUUCUGACCUGAGCUAAACAUUUGUUCUCAUUGUCAUUCAUCCCUGCAUUUUUUUAAUUCACAGGUUUUGGACAGAAUGUUUUGUGAUGUUUAUCAAUGCAACUUGAAUGGAAUGCAUGUUUUAGCCUGGACAUGUUUGAUGAGCUUAACUGAUAAAUAUUGUUGACGCAGGCCUUUGAAUUGAGAUAUAAAUACUUCUGUCAUUGAUCAACUCAUCGCAGGCGUGUUGCAACUUGACUCUAGUCACACCUCUGGACUUGGGAGGGUUCAUCCAUAACUGUCUUGACUAGAACUGCAGCUUACUCUGGACCUCUUAAACCCGAAGAAAGACUACACUGACUGGAUACUCGGCUCCAGGAUAGUGUGAUCCACAGCAAACAUGACAAACAAACAGCAGCAUAUUCGCCGAAGACGUGGAAUAAGUGAAGUUAGUAGGUCAUUGUGCCCCUGACAGCCAAUCAGAAGCGUCAGUUUCCUGUUUCACUUCCUCGUUUGUACACCAACUACGUGACUGACGCGUCGGACGGUUAAAAGACCAGCUGUUACAUGUAAAUGACGCUUUUAACUUCAACCCCUUAACACGUGCAAACUAAUUCAAAAAAUACCAGCUGGAGGUUCUUGACAUUUGAUUUGAAAAUUAACUAUAAAACAAAAAUAAAUGAGAUUAUUUGUUUAAUUUUGUAUUCUUUGAAAGCUUUGUUUAUUGAUUUUUCACACCAGUCAAUCAAAACAGUUCAUUGGAUGAACUGUCCAAUUUCCCCAACAUGGGAUGAAUACAGGCCAUCUAAUCUAUAUUAAAAAGUGAUUUUUAAAACGUUGCAAAAACAAACAUAAAAGACACAGAAUUGACUGACUAGCACUAGGACCACACACAUUUGCACACAACCGCUCGGAAAUUAUGAGAACUGUUCUUCACUCUGCUCCUUUUCAAUCUCUAUAAUAGAGGAAAUAGUGACUAAGUUGUAUGUAAUGUAUCAAUAAUGAAGCUAUGUGAUGUUGUAGUUUUCCAAAUCUCAGUCUAACUUAAGGCUUUUCCAAUGUAUUAAAGGAGAUUGAAAUAUUUAUUAAUUAAAAAUGUUAACACAAAGGACUAAAACUUAAUGCACAACACUAAGAAUAUGAACAGUACCAUGAAACAGAUGUAUAUUGGCAAGGGUUUUACCAUUUUUAACCCUAACGUUGCUUCCUUGUUUUUGAAAAUGCAGUAUAAGGAGUUAAAGGUAUUAUUCAGUUUAUAGUUUAAUUGAAAAAUACGUGCUAUCAUGGGAAACUGUUAUGACCAAAAGGUGUAAUAAUAAUAAUAAUAAUAAUGAUGAUAAUAAUAAUACAUUGAAUUGCAUUACAAGAAUUCUAUAAUAAAUAUUGUAUUGGAUAUUGUAAAACGUUCAAGUAAAACUAAGUGGUGUGCUCGCCUUGUCCUCCCCUGAAAGACCGAGGUCAGUCAUAAGUCAGAGACUGUGUGUAGAUCUGUUGCUUGUUUAUACUUUGUAAAGGAGUACAUCAGUCAGAGCUGCCAACCAUGACCAUGAAAUAUGAAUACAGUCUUUCACGUGACUCGUCUCUGGUGCUUCCUGAACACAAAACACAGCUGGUAGAACCACUAUCAACCACCGGUAAAUCUGAAU